This is a messenger RNA of Populus euphratica (Euphrates poplar), 938 nucleotides long. RefSeq names its product gibberellin 2-beta-dioxygenase 8-like. The record is from RefSeq and is a predicted model, not a curated record. Bases 1 to 894 code for a protein of 297 amino acids. The transcript has 4 exons. Lineage: Eukaryota; Viridiplantae; Streptophyta; Magnoliopsida; Malpighiales; Salicaceae.
AUGGAUCCUCCAUUUGAAGAGAAAUACAAAUCCCUCUUAACCAAUGGUACUCUAUUAUCAAAAGACAAGGAUGAUGCUGCUCGUGAAUGGGGCUUCUUUCAAGUUGUGAAUCAUGGGAUUCCACAGGAGAUUUUGGAGCGCAUUCAACUGGAGCAAAGGAAGCUUUUCCAUCAUCCAUUCAGCAAAAAGGCUGAAGAAAACAUUUUGAAUUUGUCUGAAAACAAUGGUUACAGAUGGGGUAACCAUACAGCCACUUGUUUGAGGCAGAUAUCAUGGUCAGAGGCCUUCCACAUGCCUCUUACAGAUAUUUCAAAAAUUGGUGGUGACAACAAGAGUCUCAGAGAGAGCAUUGAAGCUUACGCAGCAACAGCUGAGAAAUUGGCUAAAGAGAUGACAGAGAUUCUAGCUGAGAAUCUGGAUGUUUCCUCCACUUACUUUCAAGAGAAUUGUCUGCCGGAAACUAAUUAUCUUCGAAUGAACAGAUAUCCUCCAUGUCCAUUCUAUUCUGAGGUGUUUGGCAUACUGCCUCAUACCGAUAGCUGUUUCGUCAAUGUAUUAAUUCAAGACCAGAUUGGAGGAUUGCAACUUUGGGUAAAUGGAGAAUGGAUUAGCGUUAAACCUCAUCCAGAAGCUCUACUAAUUAAUCUUGGUGACUUAUUUCAGGCAUUGAGCAAUGAUGUUUACAAAAGCAUUAGGCAUCGGGUACUUGCCUCCAAACAAGUUGAAAGGCUUUCUUUGGCAUAUUUAUAUUGCCCCAGAAAUGAUGCUGUCAUAGAGAGUGGAAUGAAGCCAUCAAUUUAUAGGAAGUUCACAUUCGAAGAGUUGAUGAAGCAAAAUUCAAGGGAUAUUGAAGAAACAGGCUGCAAACUCGGGAUCUCGAGGUUUCUCAUGUGAAUAUGAGCAUAUUGUGCAAGAACAUUUGAUCAGGACUGAAUAAA